Molecule: messenger RNA, 309 nt
Organism: Dovyalis caffra
Lineage: Eukaryota; Viridiplantae; Streptophyta; Magnoliopsida; Malpighiales; Salicaceae
Source: the annotation of a GenBank genome assembly
AUGGAUCAGGCAUCUACGCAGUGCUAUGAUUCAAGCUUGCUGGAUGGAGCUGCUUCAACAAUAGCCUCUAAAAAUAUGGAUUCAGAGAGAAAGAGGAGGAAGAAGCUCAAUGACAAGCUCUUAGCACUUAGAGAAGCAGUCCCCAAAAUCAGCAAGAGAUUGAAGAAAGAUCCUGGAUAUGACUUCGAGCAAGAGCUACCAGUCUUGUUAAGAUCCAAGAGAACAAGAUCUGACCAAAUUUAUUAUCCUAUGAGUUAUCCUAUCGAAGUUCAUGAAGUAAGUUACUCUUUUUGCACCGGUGUGACCUAA